AGUUUGGAGCACCCUGGAGCUUCCAAGCCUCCGCUAAGCUCCUCCAAUAUGACAUCACGGAUUUUGCUACGACAGCAGCUCAUGCGUGAGCAAAUGCAGGAACAAGAACGCCGAGAGCAGCGACAGAAGCAGCAGGCAGCUCAGUUCAUGCAGCAGAGAGGGGCUGUGAGUCAGACACCUGCCAUCAACGUCAGCCUCCCCUCCAGCCACCCUCCUGCGACUCAGGUGCCAAUGGAAGUCCUGAAGGUGCAGACUCACUUGGAAAACCCCACCAAGUAUCACAUCCAACAAGCUCAACGGCAACAGGUCAAACAAUACCUCUCAACUACGUUAGCAAACAAGCACAACAAUCAGGCAUUAAGCUUACCUUGCCCAAAUCAGCCCGUUGACCACGUUAUGCCACCGGGCACUGGAAGCAGUGCACCCAACAGUCCUAUGGCCAUGCUUACAUUGAACUCCAACUGUGAAAAAGAGGGCUUUUAUAAAUUUGAAGAACAAAGCAACAGAGCCGAAAAUGAAUGCCAGUCUCUGAAUACACAUUCUCGAGUGUCAUGUAUGCAGAUGGAUGAUGUAAUUGACGACAUAAUCAGUUUGGAAUCAAGUUAUAAUGAAGAAAUCUUUGGUUUGAUGGAUCCUGCUCUACAAAUUGCAAAUACGUUACCUGUCUCUGGCAAUCUAGUGGACUUGUAUGGGAAUCAAGGUUUGCCUCCUCCAGGAAUUAACAUAAGCAAUUCCUGUCCUGCUAACCUUCCUAAUAUAAAAAGGGAACUGACAGCAUGUGUAUUUCCCACAGAAUCAGAGGCAAGAGCUUUGGCCAAAGAGAGACAAAAGAAAGACAAUCACAAUUUAAUUGAAAGAAGACGACGAUUCAAUAUUAAUGAUCGCAUAAAAGAACUUGGUACUCUGAUACCGAAGUCAAAUGAUCCAGACAUGCGUUGGAACAAGGGAACUAUUUUAAAAGCCUCUGUGGACUAUAUCCGCAAACUGCAAAGAGAACAGCAACGGACGAAAGAGCUAGAGAACAGACAAAAGAAAUUGGAACAUGCCAAUAGACAUCUUUUGCUUAGAAUACAGGAGCUUGAAAUGCAGGCUCGAGCUCACGGACUUUCCAUCCUCCCAACUACGGGCCUUUGCUCUCCAGAAAUAGUAAACCGGCUGAUCAAACAAGAGCCCGUCCUUGACAACUGCAGCCAGGAAAUCCUACAGCAGCAUCACCCUGAGCUUUCUUCCACGACCACUCUUGACCUCACCGAUGGCACCAUCACUUUCAACGGCAGCCUGGCAAACAUGACAGAAUCGGCCACAAGCACUUAUGCUGUCCCUCCCAAAAUGGGAUCUAAACUGGAAGAUAUGUUGAUGGAUGAUACUCUGUCUCCUGUUGGGGUUACUGAUCCACUCUUAACGUCGGUCUCUCCUGGGGCUUCAAAUACAAGUAGCCGGCGGAGCAGCGUAAGCAUGGAAGAUACUGACCAUGCUUGUUAGUGGAUAUCCUUAGACAGGCCUCUCACAAACUUCUUCAU
Molecule: messenger RNA, 1520 nt
Organism: Protobothrops mucrosquamatus (brown spotted pit viper)
Lineage: Eukaryota; Metazoa; Chordata; Lepidosauria; Squamata; Viperidae
Gene: MITF
Product: melanocyte inducing transcription factor
Exons: 9
Coding region: 49-1482 (477 amino acids)
Biological process (GO): regulation of transcription by RNA polymerase II; melanocyte differentiation
Cellular component (GO): nucleus
Molecular function (GO): RNA polymerase II cis-regulatory region sequence-specific DNA binding; DNA-binding transcription factor activity, RNA polymerase II-specific; protein dimerization activity
Source: RefSeq, a predicted model, not a curated record